Molecule: messenger RNA, 1407 nt
Organism: Mesorhabditis belari
Lineage: Eukaryota; Metazoa; Nematoda; Chromadorea; Rhabditida; Rhabditidae
Source: the annotation of a GenBank genome assembly
AUGAAUUUGAAAUCGAAUCUUUUCUUCUUGAUUGUUCUAUUUAUUUCGGCCAUAAUUCCACUCAACGAAGCCUAUCCGAGAUCAACUCGCGACCGUGUCUUCUCAAAAUACACUCGACACUGUCUUUUCACUCAUUUCAAUUGUUUUCGCUCGGUGAAUGCAAAUUUGAAAUACCUGACUCAAUGGGAGAACUGCUUCCUCGGCGCCAUUCAACACCCUAUUUGUCGAUCAACAGCCCCUGCCGAUACUUGGUGGGCGGGUGAGAGCGCGCGGCGUUUCGGAAUCAAUCGAGCAGCAAUCAAUUGUGUCAACUCGUGUGAUUAUGCAAAUAUUGACCCCCGAGAGCAGCCGAGCAUUUGGCUGAACAUCACAAGAUUGAUGAGACCGGCACUCAUCUGUUUAAGAUUCCUGACUACUGGGAUAUGGUUAUUGAUGGAGUUGUGUCAAAUGGCCACCAAUGUUACAUUGUUAAAAGAAGAGCCCUUGGGAGAUCAAGCCAAAGAACAAUUGGAAACUCUUGAGGUCGAGCCUACCGCUAAGCAACUUGACAUGACACGCUUCAGGGUGAAGAAAAUCGAGGGACUCGAGUUCUUGGAACAGUUGGAGUAUUUGUGCCUCCGUUGGAAUUUGAUCAAACGCAUCGAGAAUCUACACAUGCUCACCACUCUCACCGAACUCGACCUAUACGACAAUCAAAUUGAAAAGAUCGAGGGACUUGAGACUUUGGUCAAUCUGCAUACUCUGGAUUUGUCUUUCAAUCGGAUUCAAAAAAUUGAAGGUCUCAAGACUUUGGUCAAUCUCCACACUCUUUACCUUGUUCACAACAAACUAUCAAAGAUUGAAGGUCUUGAAAAUUUGGAAGCACUUGAGUACCUUGAAUUGGGAGACAAUCGCAUUAAAAAGAUCGAGAAUCUCGACAACAAUGUCAACAUUCGGCGUCUCUUCCUUGGCGCUAAUCAGAUUCGAAAGGUUGAGAACAUUGGCCAAUUACAAAAGCUUGACGUGCUUUCAAUGCCUGCAAAUAUCAUUUUAAAGAUUGAGGGUUUGGACGAGCUUCCUCAUUUGAAAGAGCUUUACUUCUCGCAAAACGGCAUUCAGUGCAUCGAAGGUCUCGAAAAGCUUCAAGAUCUCGAGAUUCUUGAUCUCAAUCAUAACAGGCUCAAAGAAGCUCGAGGAUUUGCUCAUCUCCAAAAACUUACCGACUUCUGGGCAAAGAUGAACAAGCUUGAAGAUUGGUCGGUUGUGGAUGAAGAGUUGGUGCAUUUGCCAAACCUCCGCCUCGUUUACCUCGAAGAAAAUCCAUUCUCCAAAGAUAAAAAUUACCGUGCUCGUGCCAUUCAAUCUCUUUCUACAAUCACUCGACUCGAUUCGGACUUUUGUCGCAAGGAAUCGGAUGUCGUCAAGAUU